CGUCGCACCCCCUAUUAGGCUGAUUACUACUGCUUAGAAUGCUAGUCUAGCACCAAGGCUCUGCAUUGCUAGGAUGUUUGCGAGCGGAGUAAGUUGCUGUGGUUUGUUCGUGUCCAGAAUACGUUGGGUGGUUGCUGCAAAACCACUUGGUGCUGCUGUCACGUGACAUCGACUAAUUGCUAUAUAUUCUAGCCAGUAUACCCACUGAAAAACCCUUAACUAUUCCGAACAUCAUGCUUACCAGACAAUUUUUACGUAGUGCCAUCCGUGCCCCAGCCGGAGCCCAAUUGAGAGCCAAGCCCAUUGGUAUCCGUUUCCUUUCCUUCAAACAAGAGGACCAGCCCAGAAUCAGAAUUGGGUCCACUGCCCCCAACUUUCAGGUCGACACCACCGAGGGCAAGAUUGACUUCCACGAGUACAUUGGAAAUGACUGGUUGGUCCUCUUCUCGCACCCAGCCGACUACACACCGGUGUGUACCACCGAAUUGGGUGCCUUCUCCAAGAUGAAGGGAGAGUUCGACAAGAGAGGCGUCAAGUUGAUCGGUUUGUCCACCGAAGAUGUCGACAGCCACAAGGGGUGGAUCAAGGACAUUGAAGAAGUUGCCACUAACGGCCAAAAGUUCGGAUUCCCCAUCAUCGCCGACAGCACCAGAGAAAUUGCCUUCAAGUACGACAUGGUCACCGAAGAGGACUUCCACAACCUUGACAAGCAAAAGAUGAUUGGCACGGUGAGAUCUGUGUUUGUUAUUGACCCUGCCAAGAAGGUUCGUUUGAUCAUGGCCUACCCUGCCUCCACUGGUAGAAACACUGCUGAAGUGUUGAGAGUUGUUGAUGCCUUGCAGUUGGCUGACAACAAGGGGAUUGCCACCCCAAUUGACUGGACUGUUGGCCAAGACGUGAUUAUUCCACCUACUGUCUCAAAUGAGGACGCCAAGGCCAAGUUCGGAGAGUUCAAGACUUUGAAGUCGUACUUGAGAACUACCAACUUGGGAAACUAAGUUCUGUGAAAUAACCACUAUCUGCUGAGCAGCUAACACAAUGUCAGGCCAUGUUACGGGUUGUACAGCGAUUUUACAAUCUUAGCAUGCGUACUUUACGUUAAUCAAAACAUCUACUUAUGAACAAAUUGUAAUUAGUAGACAAGGCCCAGAACAAUGUAUGCCAACUGGCCAUAACUACAAGUAGGUUCAAGUGUAAGAAAGACGAGACAGCCCCAUCUACCUGAUAGGAGCGUUCUUAAGCAGCGAAGUGGAGGCGCCAGGCCCGUACUUCAAGAUGUAUUCCUUUCCGUCCUUGACGUAGGCAGCCUCGCCCAGGGAAGUGGUGCGAAGGUGUUUCUGGAUGUCUUCCCACACGUUAGGCUUGAGUCUGGAAGGCU
Messenger RNA from Suhomyces tanzawaensis NRRL Y-17324, 1378 nucleotides. Its product is annotated as peroxiredoxin. Gene Ontology annotation, biological process: cell redox homeostasis; cellular response to oxidative stress; cellular oxidant detoxification. The coding region runs from base 234 to 998 and encodes 254 amino acids. Gene Ontology annotation, cellular component: cytosol; mitochondrion. The record is from RefSeq and is a predicted model, not a curated record. Lineage: Eukaryota; Fungi; Ascomycota; Pichiomycetes; Serinales; Debaryomycetaceae. The transcript has a single exon. Gene Ontology annotation, molecular function: thioredoxin peroxidase activity.